UUCUACCAAAAACGACAUCGUUUUUGAAUCACGGGACGGAUACAAAUUCACUCUAAAGCUUAAAGAGCUACCAAGACUUUCUUUGGACAGUAGACAAAAUUCAAUGAGGAGUUUUAAUUCGGAAUCAAAAUCUAGCUUUCUUUCGAGAAAUUCAGAGGAAGUCAAUUCUAGUGGCAAGGUUUCAAGUUCACAGCAAACAUCAGGAACCCAGGCACGAUCUCCCAGUGUUGUAGCAAAGUUAAUGGGCUUGGAAGCAUUGCCAGAGUCUGCCUCAACCACCGACAGUAAUAUUGGUUCAGCAAAAACCUGCAUUGGAGCAUUCUGA
Messenger RNA from Ilex paraguariensis (yerba mate), 325 nucleotides. The record is from the annotation of a GenBank genome assembly. Lineage: Eukaryota; Viridiplantae; Streptophyta; Magnoliopsida; Aquifoliales; Aquifoliaceae.